This is a messenger RNA of Galendromus occidentalis (western predatory mite), 1749 nucleotides long. It is a transcript of the gene Trm1, whose product is annotated as tRNA methyltransferase 1. Gene Ontology annotation, molecular function: tRNA (guanine) methyltransferase activity; RNA binding. The coding region runs from base 1 to 1749 and encodes 582 amino acids. Gene Ontology annotation, biological process: tRNA N2-guanine methylation. Lineage: Eukaryota; Metazoa; Arthropoda; Arachnida; Mesostigmata; Phytoseiidae. Gene Ontology annotation, cellular component: nucleus. The transcript has 10 exons. The record is from RefSeq and is a predicted model, not a curated record.
AUGUCGAAAGGCAAACUUAAGGAGAUCGAGAUCGAGUCAGGUGUUCCCGGUAUUGAGCUCACGGAAGGGAGAGCGGUAGUGCAUCUGAGGAAAGAUCAGGGUGUUUUCUACAAUCCAGUGCAAUGCUUCAACCGUGACAUCAGCACGGCCGUGAUCAAUGAGCACCUCCGGCAGAGGAAAGAGUUCAUUAUCGAAAAUAACAAAACCACAUGGGAUCCUCAAGCAUCAAUUCUCGAGGCCCUGGCAGCGUCCGGUCUGCGCUCAAUUCGGUACGCGCUCGAGAUAGACUCAGACGUCGUGAAGGAGAUCGUGGCGAAUGACAUCUCAAAAAGCGCCGUCGAAUCGAUUAGAAAAAACGCCGAGCUGAAUUCGGUCAGCGACAAAAUCAGACCGAAUCUUGGCGACGCCAUAUUGUACAUGCACCAAUCAAGAGCUGAAAAUAGGCUCUUCGACGUCGUCGACCUCGAUCCAUACGGUUGCGCCGCGAAAUUCCUCGAUCCUGCGGUCCAAGUCGUUCAGGGGGGAGGUCUCAUUUGCGUGACGGCGACGGAUAUGGCGAUCCUUUGCGGAAAUUCCCCCGAAACCUGUCGAGCAAAGUACGGCUCCAUCCCGUUGAAGUCGAAGUUCUGCCACGAAAUGGCGCUCCGAAUCUUGUUAUGCAGCAUUGAGUCGGCUGCGAAUCGUCACGGAAGAUACAUCAUUCCCCUGCUCUCCCUAUCGGUUGAUUUCUACAUCCGAGUGUUUGUCCGGAUCGAGACUUCGGCAAAGACCGUGAAGCAUUCCAGUUCAAAGAUGGCACUAGUCUAUUGUUGUAACCACUGCGAGAAUUUUCAUCUGCAACCGAUGGGAACGGUCGUCACCGAGGCCAAUAGAACCGGAUUCAAGAACGCCAGAGGGCCCCCGAUAGGCUCGCAUUGUGAGAAUUGUGGAUCGACGUUCACUUUGGGAGGUCCAAUCUAUACGGAUCCAAUACACAAUAAGGAUUUCGUGUCCCGUCUGCGAGCAUCUCUCAGAGGAGCAACGCAGCUCGAGACAACAGAUCUGCCGAAUUUCGAGGCCAAUCGGAACUCAACCGAUGAAAUCAUCCCUCUGAGGGGCGACGUGAAACAAGAUCCAGCUAGCAAAUUUCAGACUCUGCGCAGAAUGCAAGGAAUGCUCAGCGUAGUCUCCGAAGAAUUAUCCGACGUCCCCUUGCAUUACGCUCAGGAGAAACUAUCACAGGUUCUCCGGACAAAUUCCCUACCUAUGUUGAAACUGAGGUCUGCCUUGCUCAACGCAGGCUUCAGAGUCAGUUCUUCUCAUACAAACAGAUCAUCAGUGAAAACAGACGCACCUCAGGACGUAGUCUGGGACAUCAUGAGACAAUGGGUGAUCGAUCAGAACAAGGACAAGCCUAGAGACCCGCCAGCCGCGAUGGUUAUCUCGCGACCCAUCAAAACCAGGGUGAAUUUCACCGAGAGACCCGACGCGAUCGCGCCGUCGAUGAAGGACAAGACUCUAAGGUUCCAAAUUAACCCAGAGCGAAACUGGGGUCCAAAAGUCCGCGCAACUGCCAGGGACGACGUGGAGGAAAAACGGAAACGCCUACAAGGAAAGAAGAAGAAACGCAGAGAAGGUGCUCAGGCGAAGGGCGAUCACGGAGCGUCCCUCGCUUCCUCCCUGGACGAGGGAGAUGAUCUACACAAUCAGCUGAAGAAAUCUCGACAUGAAGAGGAGGUCUCUGUUGAGACCAAGGGCAAGACCCUCUGA